Molecule: messenger RNA, 2611 nt
Organism: Alnus glutinosa
Lineage: Eukaryota; Viridiplantae; Streptophyta; Magnoliopsida; Fagales; Betulaceae
Product: formin-like protein 8
Exons: 2
Coding region: 92-2491 (799 amino acids)
Biological process (GO): actin nucleation; actin cytoskeleton organization
Molecular function (GO): actin filament binding
Source: RefSeq, a predicted model, not a curated record
ACAACAGAUAUAUAAACCUCCAAUGCAUAAAAUACAGAAAAAUAGAACGAAUUCAGUUUCAUGAAUCUUUUGCAAAACAUUCAGAAACAACAUGGCUGUGAUGUUUCAGCCACGGCUUCCUCUGCUCCUAUUCCUUGCGAUACUCAUUUCUGCUGUUCCUCUCUCUCAUUGCCAAUACGGUUCUCCCCAAAACAUCGAGACUUUCUAUCCAUCUGAUCAAGCUCCAUCUCCUCCACCGACGCCGGAUUCUCUCUCCCAUCCUCCAGCGAAGCCACCGCAACCGCCAUCUCUACAGCCGAGUUCAUCGCAACCGGCACCAACAAAUUCUUCAACGACCGGGAAGAUUGCCAUGGCUGUGGCUGCUACGGCGGCAGGCACUUUGUUUGUUUCCGGGUUGCUCUUCUUUUUCGUUCGAAGGGGCGUCGCUGCAAGACGGAGAAGAACGCAAGGCAGUACUGAUUCUAGUGAUGAAGGUCGGCCUCCAGUGCCACGCAAUGAGUUUGCACGGGUUGAUGGGGAUCUCAAGGGGUUCAUUGUUGAUGAAAAUGGUUUGGAUGUGCUUUAUUGGAGGAAACUUGAAGGGAAAAACUCCAGGAAGAGUAGUUUCCGUAAAGAGGUAUUUCAGAAACAGAAAAAAGAAGAACAAGAACAGGAAGAUCGGCGAAAGAAGUCUUCGCCUAUACAAGAAGUUCCUCUGCUCCGAGGGAAGUCUUCAACUUCUCAUGUUAAAGUUAUGCCAGAAGUGGAUGAUGCGAAUCGAAUUAGUCCUGCCAUUCUCAUCAAGGAUGUUGAGAAGCCAGAGCCAUUAAUUAUCCCAUCAACUCCUCCCCCUCCUCCUUCCCCACCACCAACGCCACCCCCACCACCACCCCCACGGCAGUUCUUGGCUGUUUCUACGGCAAAAAGGCCUGCACCGCCUCCCCCUCCACCAAUCCCUGGGAAGAAAACUCCCACGCCACCACCUCCGCCGCCUAAGACAGGUGGUUUGAACACGUCAUUAAAGCCGGCCCCGGCGCGGCCAAAAGGCGUGCUAGGGAACAACAAGCCAGGAGAGUCUUCAUCUGGAACCGACAAUGGUCAGGUAAAAAUGAAACCAUUGCAUUGGGACAAGGUGAACACUGACACAGAUCAUUCCAUGGUGUGGGACAAAAUUGAUGGCGGUUCUUUCAGGUUUGAUGGAGAUCUUAUGGAACACCUCUUUGGCUAUGUUGCCACCAACAGAAAAUCGCCUGAAAAAAACAAUAACUCGGUGGAUCGAAGCAGUCACAACUCUAAUCCGCCAGCACAAAUAUUUAUCCUCGAUCCUCGAAGGUCACAGAAUAUUGCAAUUGUUCUGAAAUCUCUGGCCAUCUCUCGGAAAGGAAUCGUUGAGACGCUCAUUGACGGCCACGGCCUUGACACCGAUACACUUGAAAAGCUGGCAAGAAUUGCCCCAACCAAGGAAGAACUGUCCCAAGUUUUAGAAUAUGAGGGAGACCUCACAAGACUGACUGAUGCUGAAUCCUUCCUCUACCACCUCCUGAAAGCUGUUCCAUCAGCUUUUACUCGUCUUAAUGCCAUGCUUUUCAGAUUGAAUUACGAUUUGGAGAUUCUGUACCUCAAGGAGUCAAUACAAACACUUGAAUUGGGUUGCAAUGAGCUUAAAACACGAGGGCUCUUUAUGAAGCUUUUAGAAGCAACCCUCAAGGCUGGCAAUCGCAUGAAUGCAGGAACUACCCGAGGGAAUGCCCAAGCCUUCGACCUUAAUGCCCUUCGAAAGCUCUCUGAUGUUAAAAGCACCGAUGGAAGGACUACUUUACUCCAUUUUGUCGUGGAAGAAGUAGUCCGGUCAGAGGGAAAACGGUGUGUUUUGAGCCGGAAUCGUAGCUUGAUCCGUAGCAGCAGCCGCAGCAGUAACGGCAGUUCUUAUCCUCAGAGUUCAACAACAAAUGAGGAAAGAGAGAAGGAAUAUAAAUUGCUAGGAUUGCCAAUGGUAGGAGGCCUCAGUGCUGAGUUCUCUCAUGUAAAGAAAGCAGCCACCAUAGAUUAUGACACCUUUGCUAGCACGAGCUCAGCUCUCACAGCCCGUGCAGCAGAAAUUCGAGAACUUGUUUCCCAAUGUGCCAAUGACAGAGGAGGAGGGUUUUCGAGAGAGAUGAACGGGUUUCUUGGAGCAGCUGAAGAAGAGCUAAAGGCAUUGAGAGAAGACCAAACAAGGGUAAUGGAGCUUGUAAAGAAAACAACAGAAUAUUAUCAAACAGGAGCUUCAAAGGACAAAGGAGCACCCCCACUUCAACUAUUCGUUAUAGUUAAAGAUUUUCUAAGUAUGGUUGAUCAGGUCUGCAUUGAAAUUGUGCGAAGCCUCCAGAAGAGGAAGACAGUGACAGCAACUUUGGGAUCAUCAUCACCAAAGUCACCGCCGCCAAGGAGCCCUGUCAGAUUCCCAAACUUGCCGGAAAACUUCAUGUCAGAUAAGUCAAGGAGUAGUUCUAGUGAAUUAGAUGAUUUUUGAAUUAGACCCUUAUCACAACAGGAUUUGUUCUGUAUAGGAGUAGCGGAAGGAUUUUGUUCACUGUAUAUAUUAAAUGCAAAACGCAUGAAUUGUGAAUUGAAUAGCUUGAGUAUUUUUUAA